Molecule: messenger RNA, 1224 nt
Organism: Solanum dulcamara
Lineage: Eukaryota; Viridiplantae; Streptophyta; Magnoliopsida; Solanales; Solanaceae
Product: putative F-box protein At1g32420
Exons: 1
Coding region: 20-1117 (365 amino acids)
Molecular function (GO): protein binding
Source: RefSeq, a predicted model, not a curated record
CAAUCACAACCAAGUAUACAUGGAAGAAUACAACUAUAUUGUUGCAUGUCUUGCGCACCAGAUUAUCGUUGAAAUUCUGAAAAAGCUUCCUGCCAAGUCUUUAAUGCGUUUUAAGUGCGUUUCAAAAUCCUUUUGCGCGCUUAUAUCAGACCCCUAUUUCAUUGAAUCACAUCAAAAAAGUUAUGUGACUCAAUUCCUCAUAAAUCGCCCAAGGAUGUCAUAUUAUAGUUUAUCAAAAAGUGAAAAACGUGAUGAAGAAUUAGCUACUUGUCCCCUUCAAUACUUGGAUCAACCAUGUUUUCAUGAUCUUGUCUCAAUGCAAACAACCAAUGGCCUAGUUUGUCUAUGGAACCAAGUUGGAGAUGUUGCUAUUUGCAAUCCUUUCAUAAAUCAACAUGUUUUUCUUCCUUGUCAACAACGUAACAAAAAGUCGAUUUACGCGAUUGGUUUUGAUCCCACCACCAAAAUACAUAAAGUACUCAAGGAAGGAGUCCCUAAGGGUGAUAAUAGAUUGAUAUAUUCUAUUUUCACCAUUGGAAUAGACAAGUCGUGGAGGGAGAUAUCUGGUACUUGCAUCAAAUUUUGCCCUACAAAUGACAAUUGUGUUUGUAUCGACGGGGCCAUUUAUUUCUUCAAUGGUUAUUACGCAUCAUCAUGUGACAUAGUUGCAUUCAGUGUUGGAGAUGAAAAGUUCAUUAGAAGGAUUCCAUUCCCUAUUAAAGAAUGGCCUUUGAGGUUUUCUGAAUUUAGUCCAAGAAUAGUAGAAAUGAAGGGACAAGUUGCACUUUUAGGUCAUGUAUAUUUUGAAAAAGGCACAAUUGUUUUAUACAUUCUCAAUGGUACUAGUGAAAGGGAGCUAUGGGUGAAGCAUACAAUUAAAUUACCAUUAGAGUUCACAAAGAUAAUUGAUCUUUGUUAUUUAUUAACCACCAAUCCAAAAGGAGACAUUGUGUCAAUUCCAGAUCUUGAGAAUUCACCCUUGUUCUUAUAUGACAUUGAAAAGAAAGAAUGGAGAAUAGAGGCAAAAAAGAGAAUUUAUGAACAAAAAUUCAUUGUGAAGAUUAAUGGGCUUCAUAUUUACCUUAAUCUUGUGGAGAGUAUUUGGUCCUUGAAAUAACUUAUACUAUACAAGGAUGGUUGAGCAGGUAGAGUGAAAGAUUCGUCAGAUUUGAAAUUUUAUUAUAUUCGUAAGGAGUCAAGAAUUUGAGUUCUGAAUCGAAGAAG